AUUUUUCACUCCAUUACCCGUCAACAGAGGCUGGCUUAGUGCUUCAGAGGCGAGCUCUUAUUGUGAAAGCGAGAGGAGGCCGGUACAAUGCUUAGUCAUGGUGAGUUACAGCUUCCCCCCUCCUUCCUAUGUGGCGCACAGCUCGGCAGACAGCGAUGGAGGAUUUGAAGUAGACAACUUGUCAGCUGAGCCGAAAGCCCUUGUAAACACAGCGGAGCAAACAAAUUCCAGAGCUGGUCUGGGCAACCUCGAGGAAGCCAUCUCUAGAGAAAGCCAUCAAACACCCCUCCCCAUUCCAAAAUGUUACAUUAAGACACUUUUGGCAUUCAAAGCUACUUUUUCUGAGUUAACAAGCCUUUCCCUGCCUUAUCUACAGUAUCUGACUCUUCAGCACUUGGCACACAUGUAGCCCUCAGACUGGAUCUUUAAUUAUUACCUCUUAAAAAUGAAGCUGUAAAUCUUACCUUCUUUUCCCCCUGUUCUCUAGAGUAAUCAAUAUGCAAGACUGACCUGUACUAGUGCCAAAUCUGGCAGGACAUUUGGUUGGUAUUCAAAUAUCUUAUUUUUUUCUUCCUUUAGGGGUUUCUGAUUAAUUGCUGUAUUUGAGACAUUUUGUCUGCACAAACAUUUCAAUUAAGAUCCCUUUGAGUCUUAAGGUUUUUCAGCUCGUCAUAAGACAUUUCUCUACUUAAUUUUAUUCACCCCUCGGACAAAGCCAAAGGAAUCAAGAUUUGAUUAUGUUGGAACUGCAACAUGUAAAAGUACAACCAGCCGUGACUGGCAGCUCACACAAAAGUCCCUAGAAAUGCCAUAAUGAGGAGUAUGGCUGGACUUAAGUACUGAACAGAGCAAGGAAUCCCUAUGUCCAAAUAAAUCCCAGGUGAACUCGUGUACGUGAACAAGAACCAGGCCUACCCAGGAGAGCCCAGAUCUUUCUGUUAAGCUGCCUGCCAAGUGUCAGUCCCAACUCUUCUUUUAUUUCGUCCACGCCUGCGCCUGGUGCAAGGAUGCCCCAUAACACUGCCCACUGUUCUUGAGAAAGAGACCAAGAAGGAGGAGACAGGGUAGGAAAUGACAGAGUGCCUGACAGAAUGCAAAGCGCUGGUGACUCCGUCCACGCGCAACGGACACCGCGUCUUCAGCUACACGCUCGAGAGCCACACGGCUGCCGCCUUCGCCAUCAUGAACGAGCUGCGCCUGGAGCGCCAGCUGUGCGACGUCACGCUGCGUGUGCGCUACAAAGACCUGGAGGCGGUGGACUUUGUGGCUCACAAGGUGGUGUUGGCGUCCUCGUCCCCGGUCUUCAGGGCCAUGUUCACCAACGGCCUAAAGGAAUGCGGUAUGGAGUUAGUGUCCAUCGAGGGGAUCCAUCCCAGGGUUAUGGACCGACUGAUAGAGUUUGCCUACACAGCCAGCAUCUCCGUGGGGGAGAAGUGUGUGAUUCACGUGAUGAACGGUGCUGUCAUGUACCAGAUAGACAGCGUGGUCAAGGCCUGCUGCGAUUUCCUCGUCCAGCAGCUCGACCCCAGCAACGCCAUCGGCAUCGCCAACUUUGCCGAGCAGAUCGCUUGCACAGAGCUCCACCAGAAGGCCCGUGAAUACAUCUACAUGAACUUCAGCCAGGUGGCGACCCAGGAGGAGUUCUUCAACCUGUCCCACUGCCAGCUGGUCACCCUCAUCAGCCGCGAUGAGCUCAAUGUGCGCUGUGAGUCCGAAGUCUUCCAGGCAUGUGUGGCCUGGGUACGCUACGACCGGGAGAACCGGCGGCCUUACGUCCAGGCGUUACUCCAGGCCGUGCGCUGCCAUUCCCUCACCCCCAACUUCCUGCAGGCCCAGCUCCAGUCUCUGGACUGGGACCCCCAGUGUAAAGAUUACCUGGCUCAGAUCUUCCAGGAUCUUACCCUCCACAAACCCACCAAAGUCAUUUCUUGCCGAACACCUAAGGUGCCGCAGCUCAUCUAUACAGCAGGGGGGUAUUUCCGUCAGUCUCUCAGCUACCUGGAGGCGUAUAACCCCUGCACCAGAGCCUGGGUGAGGCUGGCAGACCUGCAGGUGCCCCGCAGCGGCCUCGCAGCCUGUGUGAUCAGUGGGCUUUUCUACGCUGUUGGAGGAAGAAACAACGCACCUGAUGGCAACAUGGACUCAAAUGCAUUGGACUGCUACAAUCCUAUGAACAACUGCUGGUUGCCGUGUGCACCAAUGAGUGUGCCGAGGAACCGAAUUGGAGUUGGAGUCAUCGAUGGCAUGAUAUAUGCAGCCGGUGGAUCACAUGGGUGCAUUCAUCACAAUAGUGUGGAAAGGUAUGAUCCGGAAAGGGACCAAUGGUACCUGGUAGCCCCCAUGUUGACGCGGCGUAUAGGCGUGGGUGUCACGGUCAUCAACCGGCUGCUUUACGCUGUGGGGGGGUUUGACGGGGCCAACCGGCUCAGCUCCUGUGAGUGUUACAACCCUGAGAAGGACGAGUGGAGGACCAUGGCCCCCAUGAACACUGUGCGCUCUGGAGCGGGUGUCUGCUCUCUGGGGAAUCGGAUCUUUGUGAUGGGUGGCUAUGACGGCACCAACCAGCUGAACACAGUGGAGUGCUAUAAUGUGGAAACUGAUACGUGGAGCUUUGCCGCGUCCAUGAGGCACCGACGCAGCGCCCUGGGAGUCACUGCAUUACAUGGGAGCAUCUAUGUGUUGGGAGGUUAUGACGGCAACACUUUCCUGGACAGCGUGGAGUGUUAUGACCCUGAGAAGGACACCUGGGCGGAGGUGACGCACAUGACGUCAGGACGGAGCGGCGUAGGUGUGGCCGUUACCAUGGAGCCGUGCCAGAAGGAACAGCCCCAGUGUCCAAAUUCUGAGAGGGAGAUCAGUGCAUCGUCACCGGCAUACCAUUCAGCCAACUCCGACUUUAGCUCUAAUCACAAUCUGGGGCAUGGAGGGCCUUUUGGCAAAGACGCAUGAGGUUUACGCUCUACCCUGUCACACACACAUAGACAAGCACCCCAAAACUCCACUCUGUCUUCCCAAAUCAAAAAAGGCGAUCCUAACUGAUUAGAGAUGAAGGUGAACUGAAACAUGACAUGCUGCCUCACUGGUUCUUAAGAUCACACUUAAUGUAAGAGCAAACAACCUAAAUCAGUAACACUGUAUCUCAAGAAUGAAGUGUUAAUAGCAAUCUCUCUUGUGACAAAAAAAAUAUGUGGCUGCAUUGCACUCUCCAAAUCCACAAGAACCUCAGAUCCUAUUGUCUGCUUUUCAAAAGGUUAAAGAAUUUGUUUUAAACUGUGUUUUGCCAAAUCUGAGAAACCUCAGUCUGUCUGUGUUUUCAGAUCUGCUGUUUGAAGUCCUCAGUUGGACCAUCAACUCCCAUGGGAGGAAAGGGCUGCAUACUAAAAUAAAAACAUUGGUCAUUGACUCUUUACACUUAAAGCUCAAGUGAAAUCUGAAGGGUGAAGAAAUAAUAAAUAAAAUGAUCUCCUUGUAUGACAAAAACUACAAAAAAGUAGCAUUUUUCAGAAUAGGCAGUAUAGUUUAAAGUGCCAUUUCAAUGCCUGUGGGCAUUACUAUCAUCAGUAUAUUGACUUGAGGUACUGUAAUAGAAAGGCACAGGUGUUAAUUGUGAGGUGUGUAGACAUUGGUGAAGUUAACCCAGACAGCCACAAGAUGAAGCUUAUACACAAAAGUGGGCCUCAUGCAAGAACAUUUCCGAAUCCUCACUCUUAACACCCAUUAUUUUUUUCUGGUUAGGUAAUCCUGUAUGUGUCAGAUUCAAGACAACUGCACACCCAAGUUAUUAAAUGAGGCUUUGGUUCUGCUCUGUUGGCGAGUUUCAUUCACAAAAUCAUCCCCUCUAGUUUUUUUUUUAAUCACAGCUAAGGAAAAUGGUUGAUAGGUAAUUCUCCUAAUUUCUUUCUUUGCUUUUUUUUGUGUUAAUUGUUGGCAGUUGGUAGAGAGGGGUUUGACAUGCAACAAAAGUCCUAAGGGUUGAGUUGAUCCCGGGACAACAUGGCAUGUUCUACACCCGCUCAGCUACCAAUGUGCUAUGCUUUUACGUCAAUUUAUGUUGAAAAUUCCUACAAGUGGUUCUUGCAUGAGGCGCAAUCUCAACUUCAAGAGCUGGUACCAGAGAAGCAGGAACUAUUAAAAAAAAAAAAAAAAAAUGUGUUCUUUCACUAAUAGCUACUGGUAGGUGCAUAAAAAGUGUUUUUGUUUUUUGGCAGGGUUGGCAAAUGAGUUUUGCUUCAUAUAAUGCUGUGAGAGAGUCUGGUUCAGUAGAAUUGGUGCCAAUAGAACAAAGAAACAGAGUAUGAGUGGAUUAACAGGAAACAAAAUAUGGUAGCGUUUAAAAACUUUUCGUUGAAAUGUGUUUUUGUAGAAGCACUAGUAUAGGACAAUUAAGUCAAUUAAGAACGUCCCCCUCCAGUUGACUUUGUGGUUUUUCUCCUCCACCAGACCUCAGAAACAGAAGUGACCAUGUUUGUCCAUCAGUGUUCACGUAAUGUACGCUAAUGACAACUACCUGCUUAAAGAAGUGUAUUUGUAACAGCAAUUUAAGCUACAAAGGUUUUUAAGUGAUGUUUUGUACAUUGAUAUUCUAAAAAAGUCUUGUACAGAAUUUCUGAGCUCACUUUUUUAUUUAUUUGUUCAGGAUUGUUUUGGUUUUCUCGUUCCUCUAAACUGACUUCAGCUUUGUAUUGAAUUGGACUCUAGUGUUGAUUUUUAUUUUUUGAAUAACUAGCAUGCAUUGUAACUAAGUAGAAAUGCCUGUUUAUGCUAAUUUUGGAUGUUUGUAAAAAAAAAGUUGCUUCACUUUGAAAGGGAAUUUGUUUCCUGUUUGUCAGUAGUUGGAAUGGAAAUUAGAUUAUUUAAUGUCUGCUUUGUACAUUUUCUUUUUCAGCACAAAUACCCUGUACAAUAAUACAUUGUAAAGUAAAAUAUAUGUUUAUUGUA
Messenger RNA from Eleginops maclovinus (Patagonian blennie), 4938 nucleotides. It is a transcript of the gene keap1b, whose product is annotated as kelch-like ECH-associated protein 1b. The record is from RefSeq and is a predicted model, not a curated record. The coding region runs from base 1072 to 2949 and encodes 625 amino acids. NCBI's taxonomy places the organism in Eukaryota, Metazoa, Chordata, Actinopteri, Perciformes, Eleginopidae. Gene Ontology annotation, molecular function: protein binding. The transcript is spliced from 7 exons.